Molecule: messenger RNA, 898 nt
Organism: Uloborus diversus
Lineage: Eukaryota; Metazoa; Arthropoda; Arachnida; Araneae; Uloboridae
Product: histidine-rich protein PFHRP-II-like
Exons: 3
Coding region: 1-759 (252 amino acids)
Source: RefSeq, a predicted model, not a curated record
AUGAUUGCCUUAUCAAACGAAGAACGAUGGCAGAUUUCUGAUACUGAUUCUUCUCUCCAGAUCGCAGUUUUCGCCGCUUUGUUGGCCGUCGCCGUGGCCGAGGACAUGAUGAUGUCCGCUGAGUCCUACCCAGUCGCCACCUACCACGCUGGUCCCGCACUCCACUCCUCAUCCGCUGGCCACGCCUACGGAGCCCACGGAGCACAGAGCCACGGAUACGGAGCCCACGGAGCCUCUCACUACGGAGACCACGGCCGAUACGGAGACAGAGCCCACGCUGCCCAAGCUCACCACAACGUUGGUGGAUAUGGUGCUCACGAUGCCCAUGGUGCUCAUGCUUCCCAGUACGGAAAGUACCGCAACACUGGAGCUUACGCUCAAGAUAAGGGUGCUGGCUACGAAAAGGCAUACGCUUACGACAAGAAGGCCGGCCACCACGCCAUCGCUGCUGACCAUGGUGCCAGGGCUGCCCACUAUGGAGUCCAUGACCGAUCUGCCCACCACAACUUGGGCGGAUAUGCUUCUGCCGGACAUGACCGUUAUGGAGCCCACAACAAGUAUGGAGGAGCCUCUCACGGAGUUGCCUCCCACGCCAACUCUGCCUACGGACGAUAUGGCUCCGGACACGCCCAGAUGCACCACGCUGCCCCAGCUGUCCACACCACUUACCACCACGCCCCAGCACCAGCCUACCACGCUGCUGCCCCAUCUUACCAUCAUGCCCCCGCCCCAGUCCAUCAUGGAUACAGCCGAUAUUAGAAUAUUUUUAAUGAAUUGUUUUUCCUGUCCUCGAACAAUAGACCUCUUGCCGCACAAAAACUUCUAAAAUAAAACUCCCCGUUGUUGGAAAUGACGACACUCCUGUUAUUUAUUGAAAGCAUUUUGUGUUUAGUCCGAU